AGGUCGGGAUCCAGUCAUUGCCGAUAUAAGAAAGGGACAAGAAAAAAAUCACCCAACACGUCCUGCAGAAUGGGCUGACAAGGGUUUUGUGUUUCGGUACGACAAAUUGACAAUUUUGUAUAAAUACCCCAUAAAGGCCCUGGACCUGCUUUUCCCCAUCCUUCGUCGCAAACAGACUCACAAAGCAUUGCAUCACUCCACAUUCCCGUCCACAAUGUCCCUCACCCCCGACCAAGUCGGCCUGAUCAAGGCCACCGUGCCUAUCCUCCGGGAACACGGCAUGACGAUCACCGUUACUUUCUAUAAGAAUAUGUUGGCCGCCCACCCGGAGCUGCACGCGGUCUUUAACACCGCCAGCCAAGUCAAUGGCCAUCAACCCAAGGCUUUGGCUGGCGCCCUCUUCGCCUAUGCGUCUCACAUCGAUGAUCUGGGUGCUCUGGGUCCGGCCGUCGAGCUGAUCUGCCACAAGCACGCGUCGCUCUACAUCCAGCCCGAGCAGUACGACAUCGUGGGUAAAUACUUGCUGGAGGCCAUGGGUCAAGUUCUGGGCAGUGCCCUCACUCCGGAGAUUCUGGACGCCUGGGCCACGGCCUACGGCCAGCUGGCCAAGAUCAUGAUUGACCGAGAGGCCGAGCUGUACCGCCAGAGCGAAGGCUGGACUCAAUUCCGUGACUUCCGUGUCGUGGCCAAGGUGCCCGAGUCCGCCGAGAUCACCUCCUUCCACCUGGCUCCCGUCGACGGCCAGGCCCUGCCCAAGUUCCAACCGGGCCAGUACAUCUCCGUCCAGCUGUUUGUGCCGGAUCUCAAAUACCCCCAGGCGCGCCAGUACUCGCUGAGUGACGCCCCCCACGCCGACCACUAUCGCAUCAGCGUCCGCAAGCAUCCCGGUCUCGACCUCAGCAACCCCGGCGCCAAGACCAGCCCGGGAUACGUGUCCAACCUGCUGCACGCCAACGUGCAAGAGGGCGACGUGCUGAAGGUGUCGCAUCCCUACGGCGACUUUUUCUUCCGCGAGGAACUCGCCGGCAAGAACCCCGUCGUCCUGCUGGGUGCUGGUGUGGGCCUCACUCCCCUCAUGUCCAUCCUCAACACCCUCGCCGGCAACACGGCACCCGACCGCCCGGUCACGUUCAUCCACGGGGCCCGCACGGCACGGGCGCGUGCCUUCCACGGGUACGUCCAGGGGCUGAAGGAGAAGAUUCCCUCGCUCAAGACGAUCUUCUUCAACAGCGAGCCCGCUGCCGAUGAGACCCCCGGCGUUGACUACGACAAGGCGGGCCGCAUCACCUUGCCCCUGCUGGACCGUAGCGCGGACUUGCACCUAGACGACCCUACUACCGGGUAUUACGUGUGUGGACCUGAGAGCUUUAUGGUCGAUAUGCGGGCGUGGUUGCGCGAACAGGGCGUCGGUGACGACCGACUAAAUCUUGAAUUGUUCGGCACUGGCGGUGUGCCGGCUUGAUUUUGUUUACGAAUGCCACGGUGCUUGGGAAUUUAGCAAUAGGUCUCCGCCACUCUAUUGAAUAUUGUUUGACGAGACAUGAGCAUAUGAUACACUUUGGUUACUUUCCUCCCAAACACCGUCAUCUUUUUAUUGUCCUUGCAUAGUUAGACUGUACUUAUUAUAUAUGUAGACUUAAACUGCUGAUGUUGGUUACUUCGCUGCAGAGUAUAUCAACAAGG
This is a messenger RNA of Aspergillus candidus, 1683 nucleotides long. It is a transcript of the gene fhpA, whose product is annotated as flavohemoprotein. Gene Ontology annotation, molecular function: oxygen binding; heme binding; nitric oxide dioxygenase [NAD(P)H] activity. Gene Ontology annotation, biological process: nitric oxide catabolic process; cellular response to nitrosative stress. Gene Ontology annotation, cellular component: intracellular anatomical structure. The coding region runs from base 215 to 1462 and encodes 415 amino acids. Lineage: Eukaryota; Fungi; Ascomycota; Eurotiomycetes; Eurotiales; Aspergillaceae. The record is from RefSeq and is a predicted model, not a curated record. The transcript has a single exon.